This is a messenger RNA of Xenopus laevis (African clawed frog), 1044 nucleotides long. It is a transcript of the gene gpx8.L, whose product is annotated as glutathione peroxidase 8 (putative) L homeolog. The record is from RefSeq and is marked provisional. Gene Ontology annotation, biological process: cellular oxidant detoxification; response to oxidative stress. The transcript has 3 exons. Gene Ontology annotation, cellular component: endoplasmic reticulum lumen; membrane. Bases 270 to 899 code for a protein of 209 amino acids. NCBI's taxonomy places the organism in Eukaryota, Metazoa, Chordata, Amphibia, Anura, Pipidae. Gene Ontology annotation, molecular function: glutathione peroxidase activity; peroxidase activity.
GGAACAGUCUCGUUUGUUCAGGAGCAAUACACUAGUUUGUCGGGGAAUGCUGGGACUUGUAGUCUAACCGCUGGAUUGACAAAAGAAGUGAAGUGGUCCCCGCCCGCAGGCUGCAGCAGGGACACCUACUUCAUCACUCCCAAGAUCCCCAGCUGAUCAUUGUUCCCCUGCGUGUCACUGGCUGAGCCACACAGAGCUCCCAGGCUGCUCCUCCCAACCGCAUUCCUGGGACUUGCUCAGGCUUCCCCGGCCCCGCUAAGUCUUCCAACAUGGAGCCGCUCUCUCCCUACCCCUUAAAGUGCUCUUCCCCCAAAGCCAAAGUCUUCCUCGUCUUCUUCUCCAUGGUUCUGUGCACGGGGAUCCUGUGUGUCCUGCAGCUCAAGUUCCUCAGGGCCAAAGGGGGAGACUUCUACUCGUACGAGGUGACUGAUGCCAAGGGGAGGACUGUGGCCCUAUCCAAGUACAGAGGCAAAGCAUCUCUGGUUGUAAACGUGGCCAGUGGCUGCCCGCACACCGAGGCAAACUACAGAUCUCUGCAGGAGUUGCACAGGGAGUUUGGCCCUUCCCAUUUCACCGUUUUAGCUUUCCCUUGCAAUCAGUUUGGCGAGUCGGAGCCCGGCACUAACAAGGAGAUCGAGGCUAUGGCCAAAAGGAAUUAUGGAGUGACUUUCCCUGUGUUCAGCAAAAUAAAGAUCCUGGGUUCGGAAGCAGAGCCGGCCUAUAGGUUCCUUGUUGAUUCAACUAAAAAAGAACCACGUUGGAAUUUCUGGAAAUAUCUGGUUGACCCCCAAGGCCAAGUUGUGAAAUACUGGAGGCCUGAUGAGACUGCUGAGAGCAUCCGGCCUGAAGUGGCCUCUUUAGUCAGACAAAUAAUCAUGAAGAAGAAAGAAGACCUGUGAAAUAAUGUGCGGCCAUUGGCACUGGACUCUUCUUAAAAGAAAAUUGUACUUGUUUCAGUUCUAGGCUCCCCCCAGAUUUGUUUAUAUUUCUUCGGGUUAAAUUGUGGUAAUUUUGUACUGUUUGUAAAUCCUUUUUUCAACCAAA